Messenger RNA from Jaculus jaculus (lesser Egyptian jerboa), 2560 nucleotides. RefSeq names its product ZFP82 zinc finger protein (gene Zfp82). Bases 103 to 2439 code for a protein of 778 amino acids. Gene Ontology annotation, cellular component: transcription regulator complex; PcG protein complex. Lineage: Eukaryota; Metazoa; Chordata; Mammalia; Rodentia; Dipodidae. The transcript has 6 exons. Gene Ontology annotation, molecular function: RNA polymerase II cis-regulatory region sequence-specific DNA binding; DNA-binding transcription factor activity, RNA polymerase II-specific. The record is from RefSeq and is a predicted model, not a curated record. Gene Ontology annotation, biological process: regulation of immune system process; negative regulation of transcription by RNA polymerase II; regulation of cytokine production.
CGUGAGGGAGCGUACGUGGUGCGGGGAUGCCGUGCCUGCGACGUGCGGCCGAGUGACGAUGCCGCGGGUACCGUGGGGCUCGCUCUGUCUGUGGUUCGUGUGAUGACACCUGGCUGUCCAGGGGCGCUGCGGGGGUGCGGUCCUGUGGCCAGUGAGGCGGUGACUCGGGACCUCUUGGAGGCAGUAAUGUUCAGUGAUGUUCAUAUUGACUUCUCUCAGGAGGAGUGGGGAUGUCUGACUGAAGAUCAGAGAGAUUUGUACAGAGAUGUGAUGUUGGAGAAUUACAGCCACCUGCUGUCAGUGGGACAUCUCAUUUCUAAGCCAAAUGUAAUCUCGUACUUGGAGCAAGGGAAGGAGCCCUGGUUGGUUGAUGGAAAUCUGACAAGAGGCCAGUGGCCAGUUCUAGAGUCAAGUUGUGAGGCCAAGAAAUUAUUUCUGAAGAAUAAAAAUUAUGAAAUAGAGUCAGCGCAGUGGGAGAUGAUAGGAAGACACCCACGACAUGACCUUCAGCGCUCUAGCUCCAGAGGGUAUUGGAACUAUAAUGGCCAGGCUGAAAGGCAGCAUGGCUCAUGGGAGAGACAUUUUAGUGAACUGAUAGCUCAUGAAGACAUGGCCAUUCUCAGCCAGUAUCCACCCUUCACACUGCAACAUAUUAUGAAUAAUAAGGAGAAGUACUGUGCAAGUAAAGAAAAUAGGAAACACUAUCAACAUGGCUCACAGUUUACUACCCAUCAAUUAAUUUAUACCAUUGAGAAGCCAUAUGAAUGUAAAGACUGUGGCAAGGCCUUUAGACAUCCUUCAAGACUUGCUCAUCAUCAGAAAAUCCACACUGGCAAGAAACCCUUUGAAUGCAAGGAGUGUGGAAAAACAUUCAUUUGUGGCUCAGACCUUACUCGACAUCACAGAAUCCAUACAGGUGAGAAACCCUAUGAAUGUAAGGAAUGUGGAAAGGCCUUCAGUAGUGGUUCAAACUUUACUCGACAUCAGAGAAUUCACACUGGUGAGAAGCCCUAUGAAUGUAAAGAAUGUGGGAAAGCCUUUAGUAGUGGUUCAAAUUUUACUCAACAUCAGAGAAUUCACACUGGAGAGAAACCCUAUGAAUGUAAGGAAUGUGGCAAUGCCUUUAGUCAGAGUUCACAACUUAUUAAACAUCAAAGAAUCCACACAGGAGAAAAACCCUAUGAAUGUAAGGAGUGUGAGAAAGCGUUCCGGUCUGGUUCUGACCUUACUAGGCAUCAGAGAAUUCAUACUGGAGAGAAACCUUAUGAAUGUAAGAUAUGUGGGAAAGCCUAUUCUCAGAGCUCACAACUUAUCAGCCAUCACAGAAUUCAUGAUGGUGAGAAACCCUAUGAGUGUAAAGAAUGUGGGAAGGCUUUUAGAGUGCGCCAACAACUUACUUUUCAUCACAGAAUUCACACUGGGGAGAAACCCUAUGAAUGUAAGGAGUGUGGAAUGGCCUUCAGGCAGACUGCCCACCUUACUAGGCAUAAGAGACUUCAUUCUGUUGAAAAGCUCUAUGACUGUAAGGAAUGUGGUGAAGCUUUCAUAUAUGGCCCAGAUCUUAGAGCACAUCAGAAAAUUCAUAUUGGUGAGAAGCCCUAUGCAUGUAAAGAAUGUGGGAAGGCCUUCAGAGUACGAGGACAGCUUACUCUCCACCAGAGGAUUCAUACCGGUGAGAAACCCUAUGUGUGUAAAGAAUGUGGGAAGGCCUUUAGACAGUAUGCUCACCUCACUCGGCAUCAGAAACUUAAUAUUGCUGACAGACUCUAUGAAUGUAAAGAGUGUGGGAAGGACUUCUUAUGUGGCUCUGGCCUUAGAGUUCAUUAUAAGCUCCAUACUGGUGAGAAGCCCUAUGAAUGUAAGGACUGUGGGAAGGCCUUUAGAGUGAGACAACAGCUGACACUCCAUCAGAGAAUUCAUACUGGUGAGAAACCCUAUGAGUGUAAGGAAUGCGGGAAGACCUUUAGUCGGGGUUAUCAUCUGAUUCUCCAUCACAGAACCCACACUGGCGAAAAGCCUUAUGAGUGCAAAGAAUGCUGGAAGGCAUUUAGCCGCUACUCGCAGCUUAUUUCACAUCAGAGUAUUCAUGUUGGUGUCAAACCCUACGACUGUAAGGAAUGUGGGAAGGCCUUCAGGCUGCUGUCACAACUUACACAGCAUCAGAGUAUUCACGUUGGGGAAAAGCCCUACACCUGUAAGGAAUGUGGGAAGGCCUUCAGAUUGCGUCAAAAACUGACUCUGCACCAGAGCAUUCACACCGGUGAAAAGCCCUUCGAGUGUAAGGAAUGUAGGAAGGCCUUUCGACUUAAUUCUUCUCUUAUUCAACAUCUGAGAAUUCAUUCUGGCGAGAAACCCUAUGAAUGUAAGGAAUGUAAGAAGGCCUUUAGACAGCACUCACACCUUACCCAUCAUCUGAAGAUUCAUACUGUAAAAAUGUAAGAAUGUCUUAUUGGUCCUAUUCUAUAGAACAUUCCAUGAAUUUACAGUUAAUCUCUUACUUUAUACAUAUAACUGGCUCAGCAGAAGAGAUUUUAUACUAUUAAAGGAACAUGUAAAUUUA